AUGUCAACGAUUGUAAAUGGAACAAAGUCGAAAUCAUGUCAAGUUAAAUUUGGAAUACCACAAGGGACGUCGGUUUUAGGGCCGAUCUUCUUUUCAAUGUUUUGUAAUGAUCUUCCUGAAAUUAUGCAAGGCGAUGAUGGAGAGAUUGAAAUGUUUGCUGAUGAUACCACCAUAUAUGUGAUUGGACCAAACCCCGAUAGUGUUGCAAGUAUCCUCAAUGAAAUGGUACGGAAAUUGUCAUGGUGGUGUUUGAAGAACUUAUUGACGGUUCACACUGGAAAAACAGAAUAUAUGCUAUUGGGGUGUGCCUGGUUCAUCGGUCCAUUGCAGCAAAUCAAACUUGAUGUGCCUGUCAUUAAAUUGGUUAACACAAAAAUAUGUCUUGGUUUAAAAGUGGAUUCCUGCCUCAAAUGGGACGUUCAUGCAUUGGAAGUAGUUGAAUCGUUCAAUAAGAAACUAAACCUGCUUAAAUCGUUUCAUUUUCUACCUCUGCAAGCACGUCUGGACUUGUAUUUUAUGGUUAUUCUGCCAUCUAUAACUUAUGGAAUUUUAAUCUGGGGAUCCGUUGGGAAAACGAUGUUUGACAAUUUGGAAAGAAUUCACAUCAGGGCUGCACGACUAAUUUAUCAGUAUGCCUAG
Messenger RNA from Paramuricea clavata, 639 nucleotides. The record is from the annotation of a GenBank genome assembly. Lineage: Eukaryota; Metazoa; Cnidaria; Anthozoa; Malacalcyonacea; Plexauridae.